This is a messenger RNA of Centrocercus urophasianus (Greater sage-grouse), 4396 nucleotides long. RefSeq names its product ring finger protein 4 (gene RNF4). Gene Ontology annotation, biological process: positive regulation of transcription by RNA polymerase II. Bases 1417 to 1911 code for a protein of 164 amino acids. The record is from RefSeq and is a predicted model, not a curated record. Gene Ontology annotation, molecular function: zinc ion binding; transcription factor binding. The transcript has 7 exons. Lineage: Eukaryota; Metazoa; Chordata; Aves; Galliformes; Phasianidae.
AGUAUUCCCCAGCUUUUUAUACUUAAAGUAUUUUUCCAGCUCUGUAUCAGAGGAAAGCUGAGGAAGUUGUAGCUUGGCUUUCUGGGUGAAGCUGGCAUGCAGAGCACAGUGGCACAGUGAGUUAAUGUGCCUCAUCUGUUGCUCACCCCAUUACCUUCCUGCUGUGGGGGGAGCAGCAUGCUUUGCCAACAGUUCAGAAGCUGGCAGAUGAAGGUGGUAUCUUGUCUUUGAGAAGCUGCAGUUAGAAGGAACACAGCAGUGCCAGGGCUGGGUUUAGGGGACAUGCUUUUUAUUGACAUCCCUCAUCCCUUGUGCUGCUUGCUUUCCUUGCUUCAGCUCCCUCUUCUCCCCUUGUCUCUAAAAGCCCCUGGAUAAAACCUGUAAGUAAUGAUUGUGCAGAAGGGAGGUGUACAGCACCUGAAGAUUGUGAUCAUCGAACAGGGCAUUGCUUUAGUAAAACAGGAUCUUCCCAAGCCUUGGUAAGGUUGAGAGGUGGUGGAAAAGCUUCAUUCACUGGGAGGUGAAAAGAAAUCUUAACCUGUAAGCAGCAGGAUGAGGUGUACACACUCCACCCAGAUACAGAAUGGUAUGGAAAUGAGAAAGGUUGUGUGGGUGGGUUCUGUGUGCAUGGAGCAUCUUUAGGGCUUACUGCUUUGCAUACAGGUAGUGGAGUGUGUGAGAGUCAGUGGGCUCAGCAGUGCUCAGAUGUGUGCCCAUGUUUGUGUCCAGAACUGCACUGGGUGAGCCACAGUUGGGCACCUUAUGAACUCUGGCCCUGAGCCAGAGCUGUGAGCAGAGAGCAGUGAGCUCAGCCCUGCAGGGACAGUAGGACUGGGUCAUCCAGCAGCUAGCUGCCUGCUGAGCAGGGCACAACCCCUGCCAUUGUGACACAGAAUGACUCCCGGAGCGUUUCUAUGCAGCCAUAUCUGUUCUCCACUUGCUUUGGGUUCCUUUCAAGCUGCUUGGCUCCCAUGUGUUUUAAUCUGGCCAUGGUUUGGAGAAAAGAGAACUGCUUAUCUGUAAUUUUUGUUCUCUAAAGAUGGCUUCAUGGUUAUUUCUGCCCCCACACAAACCUUGCCUUCAAAUAAUCGGUUGUUUUUCAGAUAAAGGUUAAUUGGGACUCCUUAGUAUCUUUCUGGUUUGCUGUUAAACUGACUUACUCUGGCGUUUAGCUAGGCAAGUGAGCUUAAGUGAAGCUGCAGGCCCUGCUCUAAGGGUCUGUGGCUCUGAUACUAAACUUGUGGGACUUCCAUUCCAGCUCUGGUCAGAAGCUCGUGGCUCAGAAACGACAUCCUUAAGUUCGGGUGUAUUUGAGAGAACAGGAAUUACAGAUAGACUCCAAGAAAGCGCCGUGGAGGAUCAGCUAACUCUAGGCAAGCUCAGAAACGAAGCAGGCUGAUAGCUUCUACCACAGAGAUGGCUUCAGAAGGAGAGCCAAUAGAACUGGAAGAAAGUGCUGGUGAAGAAGUAGUAGAUCUCACGUGUGAAUCUUCUGAUCCUGUAGUAGUUGAUCUAACUCACAAUGAUUCUGUUGUGAUUGUUGAAGAGAAUCAGCAGCGGAGGAGAAAUCUCAGAUUAAGAGGCCAGCGGCAGUCAGACAGCUGUGUGCUCAGCAGCGAUGAUGAAGAUGAAACAAGAGAUAAUGAUGUGUAUGUGACAGAUAAAGUGUCUCGAGAGCUGGGACCACUGGAGGAUGAAACUGCAAGCUCCAAGCCUUCUGGUACUGUUAGCUGUCCAAUUUGCAUGGAUGGCUACUCGGAGAUCGUGCAAAGUGGACGACUUAUUGUGUCAACCAAAUGUGGCCAUGUCUUCUGUAGUCAGUGCCUCCGCGACUCUCUUAGGAACGCCAACUCCUGCCCGACUUGUAGGAAAAAGCUCACUCAUAGACAGUACCAUCCGAUUUAUAUAUGAGUACUUACAUUCCUCAGGACAGAUUCAACUGGAUUUUGGGGAAAAAUGUCAUGUUUCCAAUUCUCUGAAGAUUUGAGGAGCAGCAGGUUGUGCACACGUCCAAAUAAAACUGAUUUUUUUGAGAAUAACUUGAGGAAAUAACUUUCCUUCUACUUUUUUAAUGCCUGAAUAAGAGGGGUCUGAAUAUUUUGUUAUUUCUUAUUCUUGAAAUUAUUCCCACAGUUCUGUACAGAUAUGAAAUAGUUACCUUUCAAACAGAUGAACAAUUUGCCAUUUCAUUACGCUUUUAUUUUUAUCCUGAAACAUGCUCUUAUGUAUUGCUUUCUGCUAAAUCAUCUUUGCCCAGAUAGAAUAAGUUCUGUAACAGUGGAUCAUUUCAUCAUUGACUAAAUUGACAUCCAGGACAAUGCAAUAAAUUAACCUGCUGUUAACCAGCAAUCAGAUGGUUGGUUUUCUUUAAGCAGGCAGCUUGAACAUGUAGAUGUCUUCAUGGACUCCAUGAGAUCUGGAACACAUAGCCCAAUUUGCAGCAUGUACAAUGUGAGAAUACUGCCAGGAAUUCCUGUAUUUGAAUCACAACACUGAAUUUAUUUUCUGUUUUCUAAUGUGAUGAGAUGGUCUCUUGGGUUUCCUGCAGUUCUGCAGAGCUCUGUCUCCUUAUGGCUGAGGAGAAGGUAGUAUCCUCUAGGCUUGCUAGUGAUGAAUGAGAAGCAAAUUGUAUGCUUUGCUCUUGUCAGCUGAAUACCCAACCACCUAGGCAGAUCUUUUUACUGUAUCAAGUGUACCCAGUGCAAUGCUUCAAAUUCAGUCCAUUCCCUUCGUUGCUCUCUUCAGUUGCUGUACUGACACACCUGACUGGUUUUAGCCUGAUGCACAGGAUUAAGGUUUGAAUAAUUGUAAUGCUAUAAAUUGAGAGGGAUGAGGAACUUUAUUUAAUCUCUUUGCUCUAAAGGCCGUGCAUCCUUCUUUGUGUGCGUGAUGCUGAGAGAUGUGAGCUCCCUGUCCUGGGAGAGAGCUCUUCUGUUGGAACAAGGCAGGAAUGCACAGCUUUAGGCACUGUUGUCUGGUUACUAUUUUUUUUUUUCCAGAGCAGAGUUAAAAAUAUCUACUUUAAACCAGCUGAAAUCUGCAGGCUGAUGUGAAAUUCCAGAUAAGCUGAUGCAAGUAGGAUAAUAAGCAAGAUAAUUAAAACUGGUAUUUUAUGAUAUAUGCUGUAGCCGCAUCUGUGAAUACUGAAAUUCAGUAUGUGAAGUAAAUCCAGAAUGAGACUGUCAGUACCUCUUGGAAAACUGUUGGUAAUGAAAAACCUUAGAAGUAGCAUUCUGGGCUCUGGGCACAAUGUGACUGUGGGAUGUGUUCAGUUAGCAGUGGAUCUGAUGCUUCUUUGCUGACUUGUCCUAAGGAUCGGUAGGAAGCCUUUAAUUAAACCAGCUCUUUUAAUUAGCCAUCUGAAGUUCUCAAUUGAAGAUUGCAUCCAAAGAGCCAAGUUUCUUGUUAGGAUGUCGAGGGGCGUUACUGGGUGUAAUGAAGCAUCCCAAACUGUGUUGAGUAAAGGCCAGCUGCAGAACAGCGAUACCUUCCCCAGCAUGUUUUGGGGAAGCUUGGGUUUGGCCCUGCUACCAGCAAAAUGCAGGUCCUGCACUGUGGCAAUACUGUAACUACCAAGAAGUUACACUUCUCUCGUUCCUUUGUGCCUCCAUGGCAACAUGAACUCGUAAGUGAAGGAAUAAAGCAGGCUUAGGGCAGCGCAGCGACAGUGAGGGCUGGAAGUUCUGAUCCGAAAAGGGUGGAAUGAUGAAACAGUCCUAAAGGUGACUUAAAAUACGAAUGAAGAGAAGAAGCAGCCCAACAUUAAACUGUGAAAAUAUUUAAAGGUCGUGAAGGGGGAAAGAACUUCAGGCCAGUUUUCCCUGGGUGGCUGCUGCGUUGGAAGGCUGGUAAUGAGAGAGUUUAAUGGAUUACCUCCGGGUGAGGCUGCGUCACAUCCAUGCAGCUUCCAUAGUUACUAGCUGUAGCCUGACAUGACUUUGCACAACUCCCUCUGUGUAAAUACCACUUUAUAGCUUGUGCUUCAGUAGCCCUAAUUGGAAUUUAGAUACCCAAACUAUAAAAUAUUUAACAAAAAGGGUUUGUUUGUUUUUUUUUUUUUUAGCUUUUGUGUACCCUGUGAAGUGCCACAAAUCUGUACAUCUUAAACUUUAAGGUCUCAGUAUGUGGACAAAUGCUAACUUGCAUUUUCCUCUUUUUGUUAAAAAGAAAAAGGAAACCCCAAUAUAUUUGCGUUCCAGUGAUGUUUCACAUUGGCAAGAGCUGAUAGAUAAUAUAAAGACUUUUUCCAUUCUGUAAAUGUAUGCCUCGUUGUAUAUAGUUCGAUUUUUCCUGUAUUUAAUUGUAUUCAUGUCUGUAUGUCACAUCUGUGUUGGACUCUGCUGGUAAGAAACAGCUCUUUCAACAGGUGGAAAUAAAAAAUAAUUUGCUCAAUUAA